Cladocopium goreaui is the source of this 1101-nucleotide messenger RNA. NCBI's taxonomy places the organism in Eukaryota, Dinophyceae, Suessiales, Symbiodiniaceae. The record is from the annotation of a GenBank genome assembly.
AUGGAUGACAUCAUGGCUGGCGAUGAACGUCCGAUUGUCUUCUGGUCAGAGCGGGACAAGGAAGUGGUCCAAGAGCAGGACUUGAUUAACAACUUCGACUUGUUGAAGACCUACUUGUGGGUGGUGGGGCAUACAACACCGCUCCCUCACCUGCUUCACCAUGAGGCUGCCAUGAUCCUAUUGAGCGUCACCUUCAACAUGCAUGCUGGGGUUUACAAUGUCCGUGGUGGCCGAGGAUUAAUCAGAGACUGGGCCAAAGGACAAGCACUGAGACUUCGCUGCAUGGGCACACACCUCAUGAGCAUCACUCGGGGCUGUGCCAGCUGUGUGCAUUUGGAGGCCCAACAGCUAGAGGAAGCAUGUGAUGACUUGAUCGAUGCAGAUCAGCAGCUGGAGGAGGAAAAAACUGGAAAAGUUGCCGAGAAAUUCAACAAGAAGCAAGAGAAGCUCCAGGCAAAAGCCAUGGACAAUGCCACCAAGGAAAAGUCUUCGGCAAGGAAGGGAAGGGUUACCAAGGGAUCCGAGGGAGACAAGGUUGAAAAGAGGCCUCGUGGGAGGCCAAGGAAGGGGACUACCGAAGUUGAAACAAAGCCAGCCAAGAGGAAGGCCAAGGUUGUUACCCCAGUCAAAGCAAAGAAGCCAAGAAGGGAUUGGAAACCUUCACCCAUGGCUCUCAAGGUUCAGAAUCAGGCGUCAGACGCUCGCAUGGACCGAGCAAGGGCAGCUUUGGAGGAACUUGUUUCCGCCAUGAAGGCUGGCGACAAUGGUUUCGUGAUUGGGUUUGAGGCCCCAGAGAAAAAUUUCAAAAGGAAGUCUUACACAAUCAAUGUGGAUCCAAGCUGGCCCAAAGAUGAUGAUUCCAAGAUUGCUAGCAUCGGUGUGGUCUUAUACUCACGGAGCUUCUACUGCAACCGUGCCAUUGGUACCCCAUGGCCAAAGUUGGCUGUGCAAAGGGGUCUGCAAGUGGAUCGCAAAAGUGGCUGCACAGUGCCCUGGGGAGAUGAUAUUCAAAGCUCGUGGCUUCUGUCCAUGGAAAUCGCUGGAUGGCCGCUGAAUCAGGAGAGGGGGAAAGGGCGGUGCUGCCAGCACCAUGUGAUUUGA